Messenger RNA from Ictalurus furcatus (blue catfish), 2111 nucleotides. It is a transcript of the gene rab33bb, whose product is annotated as ras-related protein Rab-33B. Lineage: Eukaryota; Metazoa; Chordata; Actinopteri; Siluriformes; Ictaluridae. Gene Ontology annotation, cellular component: Golgi apparatus; endosome. The transcript has 2 exons. The record is from RefSeq and is a predicted model, not a curated record. Gene Ontology annotation, molecular function: GTP binding; GTPase activity. The coding region runs from base 984 to 1628 and encodes 214 amino acids.
CUACCAAUGAAAAGUACCAGAAACUGUUUAAAGCCGUGGAUAAAACCCAACACCAAGAACUUUCUGUCGAUGUCUCAAAGUUCCAGGGUUCCCAGUUUGAUUAGGAGCACCGGUUACUGUCUGUGUGGAGUUUCUGUCUAUGUUCUCCCUGUGUCUCUGUGGGUUUCUCCGGGAUCUCCAGUUUUCUCCUAUAAAACAUGCUGGUAGGUGUAUUGGUUGUGUGUGUGAUGAAGAGGGCUUGUUCCUGCUUCACACACACUAUUCCCAGGAUCGGCUCAGGAUCCACCGCAACCUUAGUCCAGGAAAAUGAAGAUGAAUGAAUAAGGAUCUUUCCACAUCAAUGUUUAUGAUUCUUUAUUUCUUUGUAGCACUAACAAAAAUGCGUCAAGAGCCAUCUAUCGAAAAUACAGUGCUUUAGGGGACUACAGCUACUCUGUCUUGACCCAACAUUCUCUAAUAUCUGCACUCCAGUGGUUUUCCAAGUGGGGGCCGCCGGGGGGCUUCAACAAUUUGGUGUGCCCAUCCCUCCCACUAUUAUGUUUUCUCUUUCUCACUCUCAGACAACCACACACACACACACACACACAAUCAAUUCCUAAUGUAAUGUAAGCUGUAAUUAUUAAUAAAAAAGGGGGGGAUAUAUUCAGAAGUCUGUAUUUUUAAUGUGUUUUAAAGACAUCUUGAAAAAGGGGGGCCUCGGUCAAAUGUUAAUGCCAUUUGGGGGGCCUUGCCCUGGAAAAGUUUGGGAACCCCUGCUGUAGUCUAUGGAAGUGAAUCUAGUCUCGAAAUGGAGCAACUCUCGCGAGAGUUCGUCAUCUCGCUCCCUCUCGGGGAAGUUCCACCAACAGCGCGAGAAAUAAAACCGUAACGGCACGCGCUGGUCAAAGAAGCAGGCGGAGAUUCUCCGGAUGAACUCUUUAUAGAUGUUUUGUUAGUAAAAGUUUAAAAGUCUGACUUGAGCAAAGCGGGAUAAAGCUCUACCGAUGGAUUCGUGCGAGUUUUGGAUCCCGGUUGUAUGUCGCACCUGUAAAAUAAUCGUGCUCGGAGACGCCGGUGUGGGAAAGACGAGUCUGACUCAGCUCUACUGCACCGGACACUUCCCCGAUAAAACCGACUCCACCAUCGGCGUGGACUUCCGAGAGAGAGUGCUGCACGUGGGGGGCGAGAAAAUCAAGGUGCAGCUGUGGGACACGGCGGGUCAGGAGCGUUUUCGCAAGUGCAUGGUACAGCACUACUACCGCAACGUACACGCGGUCGUCUUUGUCUACGACGUCACUAAUGUGUCUUCGUUCCGCAGUCUGCCCCUCUGGAUGGAGGAAUGUCAACAGCACUUGCUUGGACCAGAUGUGCCCCGUGUCCUUGUGGCUAACAAAGCUGAUUUGGUGACCUCGAACGUGGCGUCGACCAUCGAGCAAGCACGGCACUUAGCUGAGGUCCACUCGAUGCCCUUCUACCUCUAUUCAGCUAAAAGUGGCAACAGAGAGCAGGUGGACGCCAUCUUCAGCAAACUGGUACUGCAGAUAACUAGGCAACGAAGAAAAAAAACAGAGGCAGUCAGGAGUUUUAAACUGACUCCAAAGGUCAACGUCGAGGAAGAAAAAAAGGAGAAAUGGACCUGCAACUGCUGAUGGGAGGGAAACCGGGUGAAAUGAGGACAUACUGGCAGUCUGUGACAGUCUUAUACUCCAGACUUCCCCUGCACUUUUUUUUCUUUACACAUCCUUGUUGAUUUCUCAUCAAGACUCUGAAGUGCAAAACACCUGCAUUCCAUCAGAGGAAAGAGAAUUGCACUAGCCCUGGGCAAAAUGAACAGACUUCCUUUGCAAUUUGCACAAUAAUAUCAGCUAAACAACCAGCAUAAUAGUUUAGCUGCAAUGUAGAAAUGAGUUGAGUUGGCUAAAUAGAGCAUUGCUGUUAUUGGCCUUUGGGAUUCUGAUAUCUGAUAUCACUGAAGCCUCUUGUAUGUUGUGUUUCUAUAAAUCAUGUCUCUUAACAGUAUAAAAUAACCUUUAACCUUGGCUCAAACAAGUGUUUAACAAGUGUUGUAGUUUGACCAAAGAUGAAAUCCUUUUUUUCCUUAACCCAAAGUCAAUACAAUGACCUCAGUCAAU